AUGGCCCACGAACGUACGCUUUACACCAUCGACGUGGGCGUGCAGAUGAUCGGCGUGAGGGUUGGUGGCAAAGUGCAACGCGACGCAGGCCUCCGCUUUACGCUCGCUGACGCGGCAACGCUCCAGCCAGGGCAGCCGCGGUUGGCGCAGCGCCAUGCGCUUUCUACGGUCACUCAGCGCGCCCGGGAGCAGCUCACCUUCCCCGAGACGCCGCGGAACGUGGACUACAUGAAUCACGGACUCAUGCCUCCACAGAGCGAGGCAAACCCAUACAAAGGCCGGUCUUGGGCAUGCUGCGUGGACGUGGUCCCCAUGGCGUCCAGCGCCAUCAAGGCCGCCAUCGCGCACGGCACGGCCCACGCCACCUUCGUUCUGAAGCGCGCUUUUUUCGAGGCGGACUUGGCCGUACCAGCGUCCCCCACCGCGGCCGCGUGGACGGCGUCUGCGUCCUUGCUGGGCCAGCGGCUCAAUAUCCACCGCACGGGCACGCGCGCCGACGCCGCCGAUUGGGCAGUCUCCGACCUGAUCCGCUUCCGCCCGCGGCUGGACCCUGCGCUGCCGACCAACGUCCGCCAGGAAUUCGACGCCCUGGCGAACAAGCAUUCCGCGUACAUCACGAUCGGGCCCUUCAAUUGGGAGGGCGACGCCGAGGCGGUCACAGCCCCGAAGAGGCGCCCGACAGCUGCUGACGGUGAGCGCGUGGCCCGCAAGCGCCCCGCACGCCGUUGA
Messenger RNA from Prorocentrum cordatum, 729 nucleotides. Lineage: Eukaryota; Dinophyceae; Prorocentrales; Prorocentraceae. The record is from the annotation of a GenBank genome assembly.